Coniophora puteana RWD-64-598 SS2 is the source of this 345-nucleotide messenger RNA. RefSeq lists its product as uncharacterized. NCBI's taxonomy places the organism in Eukaryota, Fungi, Basidiomycota, Agaricomycetes, Boletales, Coniophoraceae. The transcript has a single exon. The annotation marks the transcript as partial. The record is from RefSeq and is a predicted model, not a curated record.
CUGCGAGAGCUCCGAGUCACCCUCAACGGCUCGCACGAGGAACACGCCCUGCUUGAUGAAGGAUCAGAAAUUGUAGUCAUCCGCCAAGACAUCUGGCAGAAGCUCGGCCUGCCCGCUAACAAGGAACGCACUAUGAUUAUGCAGACCGCGAACGGCACGACUCAGGAAAUGGCAGGGUGCGCAGAGAUGCUCGAAAUCGACGUCGGAGGCAUCAAGACAUGGGCGCAUGCAUACGUCGUCCCUGACAGUCCAUAUCGCUUACUUCUAGGCCGCCCGUGGCAGCGUCUGGUUCGCCUCUCGAAAGAAGAAACACACGAAGGUGUCUAUGUCACUAUACACGACCCA